Daphnia magna is the source of this 1621-nucleotide messenger RNA. RefSeq names its product lysosomal-associated transmembrane protein 4A. The transcript has 7 exons. Bases 165 to 1232 code for a protein of 355 amino acids. NCBI's taxonomy places the organism in Eukaryota, Metazoa, Arthropoda, Branchiopoda, Diplostraca, Daphniidae. Gene Ontology annotation, cellular component: lysosomal membrane. The record is from RefSeq and is a predicted model, not a curated record.
UCGAUUUAGAUACAUUUUCGUCAUACUUCCCCAUCCACUACCAUUACUAUUGAUAUUGACCAACUUUAGCUUACCGUUUUUUUGUGGCCUAAUUCGUUAAAUUUUACUUCUUACUUUGAGUAACAUUGCACAAUCAAUUCGUGAAAAUUACCUAUUUAACGACAAUGCGUUUCAAGUUUGGUAAUUUCGGGCGUUUGAGGCACGGUGGUAGUCCUUACGAAGACAAGCGUUGGCGUUGUUGUCUUUGUUGUCAUGUUAGGACAGGUACCAUCUUUUUAGGAGUAUGGCACCUGGCUUUGCAUAUGCUGUCACUGGCUGCUAUUGCAGUUUUGGUCUUGCACCCACAAACCAUUAACCAAAGAUCUGUUCUACGAAAUGGAAAUGGAAUGUCUUUUGCUGAAGGUGAAAUUGAUCAAGAUUUGCUGGCUGUCCUGCCAACACCACUGAGUGCGGAAAAUCAUGAAGAACCACAAGCUUUACCAUUAUCAGAAACUAUAACAGGACCAGUUCAACCAGCAAAGUCAAACACUGAUGCUUCAUCUAAACUUCUGUAUGGAUCUUUUGUUUAUAAAGAUUGGUUUGGUGAACACCCACCACCAGAUCGGCAUGUGACUUACCAGGAUUUAAAUAUUAGCAUUGGAGUUAAUUUUUGCACAUUGGGCAUCACCCUACUGAUGAUUUAUGGAGCAGUUCGAGGCAAAUCAAUUUACAUUAUGCCCUUUUUUUGUCUCCAAGCCUUUGAAUUUUUUGUUACAAGCCUGUCUGUCAUUGGCUACUUGUCUUAUGUACCUGACAUUAGACAAGUUUUGAUUAAAAGCCCAAACAUUCCUUUGAGGAACGAACUUCUCGCUAUGGAUCCACAGUGUCUCUCCCUCUUAAUUUUGGCGGGAAUUUUGCUAAUGCUAAUGGCAAAAGCCUAUUUCAUUAGCAUUGUUUGGAGUUGCUAUAAGUUCCUUACUAUGAGAGCUGAAGCCGCCCUUGAACGGGACGCUUGCAUUUCAGGUAUUGUGGAUGGGCAAAAUCUACUUGAAAUACCGUCCUCCAUUUGCUCCCCUGGCUCAGACCUGCCGGACUACGCUACAGCUAUGACGGAUCCCCGUUUCGCCAAAAAACCCAUCUAUCCAGUUCCUCCUCCGCCCUAUGCUGCUGUCGCUGAUGUUACAUCGGAUUCUGAAACAUCUGAAUCUGAGGCUGCUAACGCCGCUGUUUCACCGGAAACACCAAAACCUUGAGGAAAUUCGAAAUCGUGGAAAGGACGAACUUUUAGGACUAUGUUACAAAAGUUUGCCUGGCGAAUCCAAUGAGCAUAGUACUACCACGAAUUUACUUCUCAUAUUACCACUCCUUUUGUUAUUUCUUUUUUCUUUUUUCUCGAGGUAUUUUUAAUCAUAGAAUAAGCACGCUUUGGUUAUUAAUUAGAGUCAAGACUGCAACCGUAGAUGUUUAGGAAUGCAGGAAUUCUUUCGUCUUUUGUUGUGUAUUCUGUCUCCUAUUGAUAAAGCCCCGGUACUAUAAAGGGUGGCGACUAUCCCAUAGGUUACCAAAAGAUGCUAGAAUGUGUAUAAAUAACUUUCUUCGAUCGACGUACUUUACCUUUUCAAUAAACUUAAUAUGGCUGUAA